AUGUCGACUGUUCCUCCACAUUAUUCGGAUCGUUUUGUAAACAAGCGUUUCCACAAGGCGUUAUACAUUGUACAGCACCUCUCGCCAUCAUCGAGCUUCCAACCGACCAAGGAUCAAAAGUUAGAGCUUUAUGCGUUGUAUAAGCAGGCAGUCAGUGGCAAUGUGAACACCCAACGACCUGGUAUCUUCGACGUUGUAGGGAGAGCAAAAUGGGACGCCUGGAACAAGCUGCAUGGGAUAACCUCGUUGGAAGCGAAGCAUCGCUAUGUGGAAGCCUUGUUACGAGUUGCAGUGGAGGCAUUUAAGAAACCUGCUAGCAAGGUUCAGGCACAUCAGAUCAUACAAGCAUUUACAACUAUGCAACCUUCAGCUGACAAUGAAACCGAGGAUGAAACAAGCAAUGAUGAAUCAAGCGUUGCUUCAACCGAUGCUGAGGAACGAGAUUAUUUAUUGGAAAUACAACGUGAUAAUCACAAAGCACCGACAUCAUACACGCAAAACAGAUCAACCCCUACUACUCAGUUACCAGUGUCACCUGCAUUAUCGAGAUCCUAUCGCCUUAGGCAACCACCACCACAACAACGUCGACCACCAUCAGUAGCCUCAACACAAUCCGGCCAAGUAUCAGUAAGGACAGCGCCGACAACUAGACGACCUUCUACAUCAUCUUCAACCUCCAAGGUUCAUAUGGAUGCUGCUCGAGUGGGAAGACCUAUGAUAAAUGAGGAACCAUUUGAUCCACAUGUCAAUCCAUGGGCACCACCUCUUCAACGAUACAAGAUUGACGAUGGACAAAGUAUGGAUGAAGAUAAUGGACGUCUCAUGCAAUUGCCAUCACCGGUCAUUUCAGCCAAUUCUAUGCAUCAUCAACAACAACAACAUUCAAUCUCUCUGAGGUCACCACAUCAUGGAUCGAGUGCAGCAUCUUCAAUGACAGCAACACCAACAGCGACACGUUUACCCAUUGACACCUCUAAUAAUCAACUCUUGACGGAUCAACAAUAUACAUCGGUGGUUGCUUUGGGACCUGCUACCAAAAGGGCAUUGGAUACGCUGCAGGCUGAGAUUGUUGCCCUGAAUGAAAGGAUCGAUGGGUUGCGACAAGAGCUGACAGAACGAAAUCAAGCACGAAGAUUACCCAACAACAAGGGUAAUGCAGCUGAUGACGGUGAUGAUGAUGAUGAUGCAAACAGCGAAGUAUGGGAAGGAUGGAAAUGGGUGGCUAAGGCUGCACUAAGGCAUGCGCUGGUGAAUAUGGCAAUGGCGUUUAUUCUUUUUGUGAUGCUCUAUCAACGAGGAAGUCCAGUCGCGUAUAUCAUUAUUGGGCAAAUGAACAAGUUUUGGAGAGCAGCUAGAGUACGAUUGCUUAUCAGUAAAAUCCUAGUAUGA
Molecule: messenger RNA, 1389 nt
Organism: Lichtheimia ornata
Lineage: Eukaryota; Fungi; Mucoromycota; Mucoromycetes; Mucorales; Lichtheimiaceae
Exons: 6
Coding region: 1-1389 (462 amino acids)
Biological process (GO): fatty acid metabolic process
Molecular function (GO): fatty-acyl-CoA binding
Source: RefSeq, a predicted model, not a curated record